Molecule: messenger RNA, 2812 nt
Organism: Bursaphelenchus xylophilus (pine wood nematode)
Lineage: Eukaryota; Metazoa; Nematoda; Chromadorea; Rhabditida; Aphelenchoididae
Source: the annotation of a GenBank genome assembly
AUGCUAGCCAUUCUUUUAACACUGCUGUUUAUUGGAUUUUGGACUUAUCAUUUAUGGUGGAAACGAAGGAAUCUCCCACCAGGACCUGUGCCAUUGCCAUUUUUGGGUAAGAAAAUGAAGAGUCGCGCUUUAGGGAUCUUUUGAAGGUUAAGUCAAUGAAAAACAUAUUUUUAUAGGGAAUUCCCUUCAAUUCAAACAAUUUCAAUCAACCGAAGACGCCUACAUUGCCUGGAGAAAAGAGUACGGAGAUGUCUUCACUUUCUGGAUGGGCGAUCGCCCAGUAAUCGGGGUCUGCAACUAUGACUUGAUGGUGGAAUAUUUCCAAAAACAAGGGGACAAGUUUGCCGACCGUCCCGAUGAUGAGGAGCUGCUGAUUUACGCUAGAGGUUUCUUUAAAGGGAUCAUUCUUAUCAGUGGUCCGUUGUGGAAGAGUCAACGGAGAUUUGCCCUACAUGUAAUGAGGGAUUUUGGGCUUGGAAAGGAUUUGAUGGAGAGGAGAGUGCUCGAAGAAUGUGAGAGUUUGUUGGAAAACUUGGAAGAAGAAAGAACGAGGGGUGCAAAAGAAGUUGCAAUCACUGCUGAAGUGGACAGAAGGAUCGGAUCUGUCAUCAACUCGGUUCUUUUCGGAUACAGAUACAACAAGGAGAAUAUCGAGGAGUUUGAGGUAAGAUAAAGCCAUAUUUUUACUUUUUUCCAUUAAAUUAUGGAAUCAUUUGUAGCAUAGAUAUUUCAAGUCUAAAUUCUUAAUUGUCAAAUUGUCGCAUCAGUUAUUUUUUAGGACCUAAAGAAGCGAUCUCUAGCAUACCUCCAAACCCUUGGUUUCCCUGUUGUCAUGUUCGCUCGGCUCCGCCCAAAAUUGUACGAGAAGGUCCCGGUUGUCGGGCGUUAUAUGAAACUCUGUCAAAAAUUGGGGUAUCAUCUUAUGGACUUUUUUAUCCAACGAAUCAAAGAUCACAUGAAAGAGCUGGAGAAUGAGGACAUGGAAACUUUUGAGGCCAACGAUCUUGUGGCCGCUUUUUUGAAAGAAAAAGCCAGACUUGAUCGACUGAAUGAACCUCAUUACUUCACAUUAGAACAGCUGAACGGAUUCUGUUUUGAUAUUUGGGUAGCUGGACAAGAGACUACCAGCAAUACCAUUGGCUGGGGAUUGGCUUAUUUGGUUCUAAAUCCAGAAAUUCAGAAGAAAAUCCACGAAGAAUUGGAUCGAGUGAUCGGAAACCAAAGGCUGAUUACUAUUGCUGAUAGGGCCAAUUUAAACUAUGUUCAAGCCGUUUGCCAUGUAGGUUAUAAAUCAUUCAAAAAUGUAGCCUCUUUUUCCCUUUAAUCGUUUUUCUAUUUCACGACAGUUGGCUAUUGUUUCAGGAGACCCAAAGAAUUGCCAAUUUGCUUCCAACCAACGUCAUUCAUGCUACAGCCGAAGAUGUCAACUUUGAAGGAUAUAAUCUUUCGAAAGGCCAAGCAAUUACUCCUUUGAUGUCUUGUAUACUGUACGACGAAAAAGUGAGUUGUCAAGGGUUCGACUAUAUGAAAUUACAAACGAUACCUUUUUCGUCUGAGGUAGCACUGAAUUUCUUCUUCUGUAACGAUCUCUCAUUUGUCGUGGUCUCUAUAAAAUAAGAAAGUUUCGACUGGGAUAACUUUGUCUUUCUUUUUCUCCACCCACCUCUCAUUCUGUGCGCUCUCUAAGGCAAAUCCACCACACCCCAUAUCCCUUCUAGAAAUCUUAUCAGGCCGAACCCGGAGGCUCGGCCAUUCCAAAAAUCUUCAAGUCGCAACCAGCCAUACAGCAGCUGCCCCUGAAGCUGGUUGCCUCCCGCUUCUUCCCUUCCGCUGAGGGUCAUACGACCAGGCAGGCAGCCCCGGUCUUACUCCACCAGCUUCAUUCAGGUCAUCGGGAUCUGAUAUGAUAGGGUAGACAUUAGAAAGAAAUCCAUCAGGCUUUGAGCAUCCGGCGGCGUCAAUAUAUUACAGACACGUGGCAUUGCAGACACUUGGCAUUGCAGGCACUUCGCAUUGCAGGCACUUGGCAUUGCAGGCACUUGGCAUUGCAGACACUUGGCAUUACAGACACUUGGCAUUGCAUGAGUUGGGCGUUCCAAGUGAGGACAGUUCACGAGGAAGCCAAAGAAACCACAUUUUUCCGAUCCUAUCAGUCUUUUCGGCAUACAUCUUCGUCUGGGGUAACUUGCAAACUCUUUUUCUCUGACGAUGUCUCAUUCUUUAUUUAUUUAUCUCUAGUUUGUGUUGUCUGAAGAGAAAAGACAGCAAAACGGCCCUCAGAUAGUCAGAGAAGGCUUGUUACCCUAACCAGAAGAUGAGAAUGACUUUCUUGACACAAAGUUGAAAGGCCGUUAUCCGUUUCCCCAAUGUUUCGGCCUUGAAAAAUCCCUGUAAACGUGUUGAUACAUUCGUCGAAAAGGAUAAAAAAAGGAAAAAAAAAAGAAAUAGGGCCAGAGCUGAACUUAUGAUCUUUUUAACCGCUACUUUUGAGAUUUGAAUUGAGUUACGUAAACGUCCAACUCAAAUUAUAUUUUUUCAGAUAUUCCCCGAACCCUACAAAUUCGAUCCCACCCGUUUUCUGGAUUCAGAAGGGAAGAUUCAGAAGGUAAAAGAAUUAAUUCCGUUCUCGAUUGGGAAAAGACAAUGCUUGGGGGAGAAUCUGGCCAGGAUGGAGCUCUUCUUGUUCUUGGCCAACCUCACUCAUCACUAUCACAUAUUGCCUGGAGCGGAGUUGCCGGAUACCACAAGACAUCAUGCUAUUACAGUCCAUAUCAAAGACUUUAAUGUAAAGAUCGUGCCGAGAGAUCGGUAA